UAAUUUAUUUUAUGCAUUUCCAUUUUCCAGCGGAUUUAUACAGAACUGUGAUAAUCUGCAAUAAUCAGUACUCGUAAUUCUAGACUUAAAUGUUAAAUCACUCAAUAGUCAAUACUAAUUUUUCAACAUGUUCAAAGCAUUUUUAAGGGACGGUCAGAGCUGUAGUAUUGAGUAUUGUAAGUACUUGUAAUUGCAAACAGCUAUCGUCAUCGCUAUUCAAUUCAGCAUCGUUGUUACUGUACUUUGUAAGAUCUGUUUGUUAUUUUUUGCGUUAGCCAGUGUUCUGCGGCUGUCUUGAUCAGAGUUGCAGUUGCUUACAGUUUAGGAGGAAUAGACUGGCAGUGGAUAAUGUGGAUUAAUAUUUAAGAAGGUUUAGUGAAGUUCAGUCGUGUUUAAGUUAAACGUCGUUGUGGAGUAACUGGUACCAGUAUACGUAGUACGUAACUACAGUACGAGUACGGAGUAGCUGAUGUCAGCCAGUCAGCCGAUGAUGUUGGAACUGGAGAACCAGCGUAAUUACGUGGCAGGCAGCGGGAAUGGUGUGCAGUUUGCAGUUUGCCUGGAUCAGGGCGGCCAGAAGACGAUGGAGGACUGCCACAGUGCCGUGACGGCCCUGGAUGAGCCCUUCAGCUGCUGGUCCUUCUUCGCCGUGUACGAUGGGCACGAGGGGAAUGCGGUCAGUCAGUGGUCCGCUGUGCAGCUGCCGCGCUUUUUCCUGGCCAGUCACGAGAUGUCUCAGCUGUACAAGGAGCACCUGCCUGCCUCGGAGAGAGAUGGCUUGAUUAGGCGAGGACUGCUCAAAGGCUUUCUGCAAAUGGACGAGGAGCUGCGAGGACUGCCGGAAAUGCAGGCUGAUGGCGGCAGUGGUCCGCGUGGCGGAUCUACGGCCAGCUGCGCGCUGAUAACACCGGAAUGGAUCUACUUGGUCAACUGCGGCGACAGCCGCGGUGUGUUGGUGUCCCGGCGCACCGUGGUCUUGGCCAGUCGCGACCACAAGCCCAGUCUGCCGGCUGAACGGCAGCGGAUUGAGCGGGCCGGUUUCUGCGUGCAGCGUCAGCGGCUGGACGGUCGUCUGGCCAUGUCACGGAGUCUGGGCGAUUUCCGCUACAAAGCCGUCGCCACGCUGGACGCGCUGCAACAGGCCGUCAGUCCCGAGCCGGACAUUUUCCGCUGGGAGCGGACCGUGCAGGAUGAGUUCAUCCUGCUGGCCAGCGACGGAAUCUGGGACGUGAUGGAGACGGAGGCGCUGUGCGAGGAUGUGGGCCAGUGGUUGGAGCACACCAAUGAUCUGCAGAGUGUCUGCGCCAGGGCCAUCGAUGAGGCCGUUAUGCGAGAUUCGCGGGACAACGCAACGGUGGCCAUGAUUGCCUUCCCGGCGUCUGUUCGAAUGUCACCUGAGAAACUGCAGAUGGAGACGGCCCUGGACAAAAUCAUAGAAUUGGUCGUAACCGAUGUCGUGCACUGGUUAGAAAACAAGUCUGAUGAAGAUGAUGUGCAUGUGCCGGAUUUACAAGAGCUGCUGUGCUGUACGCGGACGAUAAUGGACGAGAACGGAGUGUCGGUCCCUAACAACAGCGGUAUUGGUGGCAAGCGCCACCUGAUCGAGCGCACAUGGAACCGAAUGCGCUCCGAGCGCCUUAGCGUGCGUUGCGCCAUGCCCAGCUGGUGUCUGAGCCUAAUGUCGCGUAUCAAGCCCAGGCUGGCGGGCCGGCCACCCUUGCCGCGCACCAUCGAUGCCGACGCACUGGCCGCUUACGUGCAGGCACGCGACGCUGACGCAGACCGGCAGCGCGGCGGUUAGCGUCUGGCAAAGGGCGAUUUCUACCUUGUGUGUCCUGCCGCUGCGCAUCCGUAUCCUGAAUUUGUUCCGAAAGAAAGAAGCGAAGCGCUACGGCCUACGAUCAGUCAGCCGCGGAUGGAUGAUCGUUGGUCAUGAGCAGUUUGCCAUAUAUUUCCUUCACACGGCAACGUCUACUUGAUGGAGAAACCACCAGUAAAGUUGGCCAGUUUUUACAGCGUCAGGACUGUCGUUAUAAUUGGAAUAACAUAUAUACUUUAUAGUUUAUACAUUAAACAGUGCGAAGAUGCCGUAACUCUUUGCACAGUGCUUUUUUGUUUUUCGGUCAAGCACGCCAUAACAACGACAAACUGCUUAAAAACAGUGAAAAAAUAAAGUGGAUUUCUACGUA
Messenger RNA from Paramacrobiotus metropolitanus, 2189 nucleotides. Its product is annotated as protein phosphatase 1A-like. NCBI's taxonomy places the organism in Eukaryota, Metazoa, Tardigrada, Eutardigrada, Parachela, Macrobiotidae. Gene Ontology annotation, biological process: protein dephosphorylation. Gene Ontology annotation, molecular function: manganese ion binding; magnesium ion binding; protein serine/threonine phosphatase activity. The transcript is spliced from 5 exons. Gene Ontology annotation, cellular component: nucleus; cytosol. The record is from RefSeq and is a predicted model, not a curated record. The coding region runs from base 470 to 1801 and encodes 443 amino acids.